Messenger RNA from Mucor velutinosus, 1077 nucleotides. RefSeq names its product DnaJ-like protein scj1 (gene SCJ1). The record is from RefSeq and is a predicted model, not a curated record. Gene Ontology annotation, molecular function: RNA endonuclease activity. Gene Ontology annotation, biological process: ribosome biogenesis; endonucleolytic cleavage of tricistronic rRNA transcript (SSU-rRNA, 5.8S rRNA, LSU-rRNA). The transcript has 5 exons. NCBI's taxonomy places the organism in Eukaryota, Fungi, Mucoromycota, Mucoromycetes, Mucorales, Mucoraceae. Gene Ontology annotation, cellular component: nucleolus. Bases 1 to 1077 code for a protein of 358 amino acids.
AUGAGCAAACUCUUGAAAUUUGAAGGCUACAACUACCUUAGACAACGUCUUGUGCUUGCUACUUUGAGUGGAAAACCAGUUCGCAUUGAAAAGAUCAGAAGCGAUGAUGAAAAUCCUGGUUUAAGAGAUUUCGAAAUGAAGUUCCUCAACUUACUGGAGAAGGUCACUAAUGGUUCCGUCAUUGAAAUUAGUUAUACAGGUACAUCCAUCUUGUACAGACCAGGCGCUAUUGAAGGUGGGCGCAUUGAACAUGAUUGCGGAACAGAUAGAAGUAUCAGUUACUAUUUGGAACCGAUGGUUGCUCUCGCACCCUUUUCAAAGAAGCCAUUUGUGUUGAUUUUACAAGGCAUCACAACAGAUCACAUUGACCCCUCUGUGGACAUUAUUCGUACAGUAUUAUUACCUCAACUAAAGAGAUUUGGUGUGGAUUCAAACUUGGAGCUCAAGAUCACAAAGCGAGGUGCACCACCAUUAGGCGGAGGCGAAGUAGUGUUUUCAUGUGCUCCUAUCCGUCAACUCAAACCAGUUCAAUUUAUCGAUGAAGGACGUAUCAAGCGUGUCCGCGGCAUUGCUUACUGUACUCGUGUUUCGCCUCAAACAGCCAACCGUCUAGUGGAAUCCGCUCGCUCACUGUUAAACAGAUAUAUUCCUGACAUUUACAUUUACACCGAUGUCUAUAAGGGAGCUGAAAGUGGAAAAUCGCCUGGUUUUGCAUUAUCGCUAGUAGCAGAAUCCAACACAGAGGUCUUGUUGUCUGCAGAAAAGGCAGCAGAACCAGGUCAGACGCCUGAAGAUGUGGGUGUAAUGGCAUCUAAAUUGUUGCUGAAUGAGAUCCGUAAGGGCGGUUGUGUGGAUACGACAAGUCAAUGGUUAAAUUUACUGCUGAUGAUAUUGGCACCUGAGGAUGUUGGCAAGAUUAGAAUUGGUGAAUUGUCUGCAUUUACCAUCCAAUAUCUGAGAGACAUCAAGGCAUUCUUUGGUGUGUCCUUCAAAAUCCAACCCGACGAUUCCAACGACACAAUCCUAAUGACAUGUAUGGGCAUUGGCUAUGUCAAUCAAAACAAGAAGACCACUUAG